AUGGUCGCUACUAAUAUUACCUGGCAUCAAGGAGCUUUCACUCGCAAUGAGCGCCAAAAGGAGCUCAGCCAAAAGGGCUUGACAAUCUGGUUUACUGGUCUCUCUGCAUCCGGAAAAUCGACUCUUGCCUCUGCUCUGGAACAGCACUUGGUCUCGCUCAAGAUUGCCGCCUACCGUCUCGACGGCGAUAACAUCCGCUUCGGUCUGAACAAGGAUCUCGGAUUUGGCCCCGAGGCCCGGACAGAAAACAUUCGCCGCAUUGCUGAGGUGUCGAAACUCUUUGCCGACUCGACGCAGAUUGCGAUUACGGCCUUUAUUAGCCCAUACAUUUCCGACCGUGAUGCGGCCCGGAAGUUGCACGACGAGGCAGGAAUUCCGUUUGUGGAGGUAUACGCGGACGCACCCCUGUCGGUUGUUGAGGAGCGUGAUCCCAAGGGUCUGUACAAGAAAGCCAAGGCUGGUGAGAUCAAGGAGUUCACUGGCAUCUCUGCCCCUUAUGAGGCCCCCGUCAAUCCCGAGAUCCAUGUCCGCACCCACGAGGUCUCGAUCGAGGAGGGUGUCCAGAUCAUCCUCGACUACCUCCGCAAGAAGGAAUACAUCCCCCAACUGUAA
Messenger RNA from Linnemannia hyalina, 612 nucleotides. The record is from the annotation of a GenBank genome assembly. Lineage: Eukaryota; Fungi; Mortierellomycota; Mortierellomycetes; Mortierellales; Mortierellaceae.